Messenger RNA from Lingula anatina, 1485 nucleotides. Its product is annotated as ileal sodium/bile acid cotransporter-like. Lineage: Eukaryota; Metazoa; Brachiopoda; Lingulata; Lingulida; Lingulidae. The record is from RefSeq and is a predicted model, not a curated record. Gene Ontology annotation, cellular component: membrane.
AUGACGCCGCCAGCACGAUGUAUCGUACUAUUCAUUGCAGCAGCUAGCAGCCUCUUCUCUUGUUCAUCGGGCGUUAAUGUUACGUUCAGUCCAAAGAAUAUUCUCCUUAUUGAGGAAAAAGAUACAACGCUUCACUUCAACUACAGUUGUUCUGGCUGGAUGAACAUUGCCAUACGCGCUUGGACCAAGGACAGUCGGGUUGCCAGUGCCCGGUACCUUGACGACAGUUUCCAUGGUGACAACAGUUCUGUUUCUAUGACGACAACCAACCAAAAUGCUGUCGCUAUUCCCCAGCUUAUUUCAGAAUGCUAUGGCAAAAUUCAAAUCAGUGCUCGGCGGCUUGGACGGACCGAGAUAAUCUUAGAGUUCACGUAUAUUAAGGAAAAUAACAACCAAAAAGCAGACUCACCGGUGCUUCAAACUGAGACCGUCGUCUACCCUGACCUGGUGGUAAUACGUGCACCACGGCUUGUAGAUCAGGUUUUUAGGUAUGUCACGACAACAUUGGUUGCAAUUAUUACGUUCUUAAUGGGCUGCACGCUGAACAUAGAGACUGUGAAAGGCAUUCUGAAGAAACCAGUGGCUCCUUUGCUAGGGUUUUGCUCUCAGUACGUGAUGAUGCCUCUGCUGGCUUUUGCAGUCUCUCAGAUCACUCAAGUGGAACCCGCGUUUGGACUAGGCCUUCUGACCAUAGGCUGUAGUCCCGGGGGUGGGGGCAGUAACGUCUGGGCCGUCAUGUUAGGCGGGGAACUGGAGCUCAGCAUCACUAUGACGUUUCUGAGCACUUGUCUGGCUCUAGGUAUGAUGCCACUGUGGCUAUUCCUCCUGGGACGUUUCUUCAUCGAUGAAAGUAAGAUUAAGAUCCCUUAUGACAACGUGGCUACCACUAUAGCUAUCAUAGUGGGACCCGUCACCUUGGGGUUGCUUCUACAUCUAAAGAAACCCAAGUUGGCCAUGAAAUUAAAACGUCUUAUACGGCCACUAGCGUUAAUUUUCCUUAUAUACAUUAACUCUUUCGGGCUGUACGUCAACUGGUUUGUAUGGGGUUUGCUGGCAGACCAACCUUAUCUACUGGCAGUCGGUAUCAUCACACCUUGGUGCGGAUACAUAUUUGGGUUCAUCCUUGCAAAAAUAUUCAGACAGCCUAAAAGACGCGCCAUAACAAUCGCCUUGGAAACCGGGAUCCAAAACAUCGGCAUACCAAUGCUCAUUCUGCGGUUCUCGCUUCCUCAGCCUGAUGGAGACUUGGGGUCCCUGAUGCCUUAUCUUCAGAAUUUGUCUCAGUCGCUGCCGCUGUAUAUUAUUCUGAUCGCGUUAACCAUUAAACGUAGGUGCUGUGAUAAAGGGGACGACGAGGAGAGUGAGUGCGAGUUAAAAGAUAUUAGCGAAGUUGACAACAGUGUGUGCAACUCAGCGUUUGAAAAGCACGAGAAUGGAGUUGUUGUAGACGCCGAAAUGUUUGAGAAGGAAAAAGACGAAAAAUAG